This is a messenger RNA of Emiliania huxleyi CCMP1516, 870 nucleotides long. RefSeq lists its product as hypothetical. The record is from RefSeq and is a predicted model, not a curated record. The coding region runs from base 1 to 870 and encodes 289 amino acids. The transcript has 2 exons. Lineage: Eukaryota; Haptophyta; Isochrysidales; Noelaerhabdaceae.
AUGGCACCGAACGCCGCCCCUCGCUCAUACCUGUCCGUCCGGGAAGGGCUGCUGCAGUGCGUCUUCCAGCGCGAGGAUCCGUUGGAGGAUAGCGAUGCCUACUGGGGUGAGGAAGUUACUCGAGAGGCGGAGGUGCCGGACGGGCCGAGGCCGCUCUGGCUCCUCAACGUGUGCCGCACCAGCUGCGGCUUCUGCCAGCGGCUCGCGCCGACGUGGGAGCUGCUGGCGGAGCGCCUCGCGCGGCUUGCAGGCGUCGCCUACUGGGACGCUGACUCGCUGCCCGAGCUACCGCCCGAGCUGGGAGAUGUGCGUGCCACGCCGGCCGUCUUUGCCCUCGUGCCGCCCGCGGCAGCCGCGCCGAACGCGUCGGCGCGGCGCUGGACAGCAGUCGCGUACGCCGGCAGCCUCGACGUCGACAGCCUGUCCGGAUUUGCCGCCGCGUACAUGCCCACUCGAACGCGGCAGCUGCACGACGACGACGCGUGGGCCUCCUUUGCGCGCCUCGCCGCGCAGCGCUCGGUCCCGCGCGCAGUCGCCUUCUUCAACCGGUCACGCGCCGCGCAGACGCCCCCGAUCCUGAGCGCCCUCUCGAGCGCGUACGCCGACUCGCUCCUGUUUGGCGAGGUGCGACUGCACGGCCAGGCCGAGGGGGACGCGCCCUUUGAGUGGGCGCGCUCCUCGGCGGUGCUCGACUCCCUCCCCGCCUUGGUCGUCCUCCCUCCGUCGGGGCGACCGCAGGUCUGCGAGAGCUGGGCGCCUCCGCGCGUCGCCGCGUGCCUGACCGCGGUCGGCGGGAGCAUGGCGCCCUCGUGGUCCAGCGGGGCGUGGGGACGAUUGGGAACCCCUCAACCGGACAUCGUGAGCUCGUGA